AUGGGACCUCUCGGCGUCGCAUACGUGACAUGUACUGCGCCUUCGCUUCUUAGCUUUUCCACCCACACCCACCCUCACUUUUCCUUCUUUCCCCAUCUCGGCUGCAACGCCUCAUCAUUAUUGCUGAUUUCCUUGCGUGCCGCUGACCGUCCCACGUAUCUUGCUACAACAUCGGUCCUAGCCUUUUCUAAGCUGGCCGGCCCCCCAUUGCCAUUCGGCCCUCGACCUCCAAGCUCGAAUUGCUGCGCAGCGCUGCGUCUCCGCCUCCGCUCAAGAAGAACGGGCGCAAUCAGCGUGAUGUACCGAUCAUCCAUUGCCAUUCUUCUUUUCGUUCUGAGCAUUGAGCAGACUUUGGGCCUCAAAAGCGAGCGAGGCAUCAGUCGGCAGUCCAACAAAGACGCGCCGCCCGUCAAAGCAGCCCUGAAAGGCAUCAAGAUGAUCCAGACGGCCCAUGUUCACCGGCCACUCGACGAGAUUCGCGACUCGCAGCCACUCAAAGACGAUGCCACCCGACUUUUCCACAAAUACGCCCCCCAAAUCUGGCCUGGCCCCGAGAAUGACCCGCCGGCGUGGCUGGAGGAGCCUUCUCCGACGCGCCACGACGCCCGCUAUCCCAGACAAGACAUCCUCCCGCAGCGCGUGAACCGCACGCUGGCUGGCGACAAGCUCAAGCUGACAUCCUUGCAGACUGCGACACUCCUUCAUCGAGCUCGUCAUCGAGAAAUGCGUCAAUGUAAGCCGUGUCCGCGAGCCCAACGACGCGAAGAUACUUACACUGCCAUAGUUCCACGAGAAUCAACUGCAGAAGUCGCGGCUCAACAACUACAAGAGGACACUUUUCAUGAGCUCGAAGACACCACCUACGUACAUCCAGAGCAAAGCAUUGACAAGGAAGAGGAGCCUGACCAAGACUCCGGCAUUGGCGCCAGCCCACUCGAGCAGCCUAGGCUGACCGACAAAUCGCGAGCCUUCCACGAACAGUUCGCUGCCUACACGUCGCCGGUGCCCUCCGUUCCUCCUCACGGUCUGCCAUCUGUUGGUGGAGUCUAUGCGCGCCCUCCCAGUAGUCCCUCGUCGGCCGUGAGAUUUCACCAAACAAGUCAGAAGCGGCUACCUGGGCAGACACCUCCGCCGGGACGCUCCAAACGAGCUCGCGUGAUCCGAGAAGAUGGAACUAGAGCAGACUCUCUGGUGAUCAGACUGAGAGUGAGCUCUAGACGGCUCUCACGACUUGCAUCGACCGGUUCGUGUUGGUCACGAACUGAGGUGCCGAGCGCUCGGGUAGAGCCAGAUACCAUCGCUGUCGGUACACAACCGGCAAGCACUCACCCACCGCCCAACCCGAGUGCAUACGUGUCACCCUACCGGCAAACACUGCCUUGGAAUGGCGCCGGAAAUGACCAGUCUGGUGCGCCACGAAAUACAGUUCAUGUGGAUCUGACUGUAGACGAAGAUCAGCCACCACCAGCCAUGUCAGAUGUACGAGAAAUCCUCGGCGACUUCGCAGAUUGCACUGUUGCAAGGGAGUUGAUUGCCAACUAUCCAAACAUGAGCCGCGAUCGCCUGGAGAAUCUCCGAAGCGUUCUGGACGAAUUUCCGGACACAAGAGAUGAUCUCUUCCUGCUGGAGAAGCGCAUUCGUGCCCUAGCUACAGGACCCAGAGUUUUAUCGAGUGCGCAGAGACGAUCUUCAUCAGUCUCUCAGACGAGCCGGCCGGCCGUUCGCUCCAAGACACCUGCUGUCGAGCGUACGGCAAAGCUUGCGGAAGAGAUACUUGGACGAUUGUGCGCUUGCUCUGCGGCCGUUCAGGUGCUCGACUCAUAUCCUUUGAUGAGCCGCGAGCAGCUUGAAGUCCUGCGCUCGACAUUCAUCAACUAUCCCGAGACACAAACCGACUUCCCACUUCUGCAAAAGAUCGUCCGCUUCGAGGCAUUUGACGUUGUGACAGGAGCUACUGCAUUUCCUCGAAAGCGCUCUCUAGACGGCCAGCUGAAGCAAGUCACGCCUACUGUCGAGCCAAAUCGAGAAGGUUCGGCCGACGAGAGCAAGAAGGAGUCUCUCAAUACGAGACGUCUCGACAACAUCACAGUCGAGAUCAAUUGGGGUCGAGACACUGAGUACACGGAUCAUAUCGACUUGCAAGAGUUCGACAGCGGUCCGGAGCUCUUUCGGCAGAUCGAAUCUUAUUUGCCAGAUGAGUUGAAAGAGAGUGGUCGGAUCAAAGAAGUGCGCGUCAAAUGCAUAACCGACCUUCACGGCGGAAACAUUCAGCCACGGAUCGCGAGAGAUGAAGGUCGUGGGAAAGCUGCAGUUCGACAGCUGAUCAAGAAGUUGCGAGCUCAGCCAGCUGACAUGGAGAUUGAGCUUGCAUUUCUAAUUCUACUGCUGCUGCUGCUGCUGCUGUCGAAUGGCAUGGAGAUUGAGCUUGCAUUUCUGCAAGAUUCUGCUGCUGCUGCUUGCUCUGGGAGACAGCGGUCUGAUUGGAGCAAGAUUCUGCUGCUGCUGCUUUCGAAUAGCAUGGAGAUUGAGCUUGCAUUUCUGCAAGAUUCUGCUGCUACGUCAGUCAAAUUGCAUUGCUUACUCAUACGAGAGCCGUUACUGCAUAGUAUCGUAAUACAUCUUCCGAAUCGUGCAAACAUCUUUACGACACGCACUCAUUCCAUCAGACUAGAUUCAACGACAGAUGAAUAUCCUCCUCCCUUAGGAGAUUCCGAAAUCCUACAGAAGGGCCGCAUUCAAAAAAGACUCUUCAAAGGCUUACCUACGAACUCAAACUGCAUUUCUGCUGUAUUAGAACCUCGAGCUGGUCCGCUCAGUACGUCAGAUGAUGACUACACUCUGCUUAGGAUCCGAACGAUGCUGAUCAACUUCAAGCAGCCCGAGGCGCCUGUACGUCCCAAUUCUGCCACCAUCCAAGAAAUCAACGAGGAAAGCUGUAAACAACCCGAAGAAGACGUCGCACUCUCCAAGCCCAAGCCGUUCGUUCGGGCACCUUCGCAGCACAGUGCACUCUUGUAUCCACCAGCCAUGGAGACAGAGGUUCCCCGCCAUCUACCUGACCAAACGGGUCGAGACCAAUGGGCUCCACAUCGUGGGAGACGAGCGACGCCAUGGAUUGGAAACCGUCUGAUUUUGGCGAUCCCACGCGGAAAGUUACAGUACGUGACCAGGAGCAGAAGCCCACGACCACGAUGGCGCCGUGAGAGUGUCUGGCCCACCCAGCAUAAAUCUCUGACGAUGGUCGAGCGCUAUGAUCCAGCAGAUUGCUGGUCAUCGAUCCGAAACACGUGUGAUCGGCCGCCUGCUAUAUUCCUCCACGAUGAGUUGUGCCGGGGAACACACUGA
Messenger RNA from Pseudocercospora fijiensis CIRAD86, 3345 nucleotides. RefSeq lists its product as uncharacterized. The record is from RefSeq and is a predicted model, not a curated record. NCBI's taxonomy places the organism in Eukaryota, Fungi, Ascomycota, Dothideomycetes, Mycosphaerellales, Mycosphaerellaceae. The transcript is spliced from 23 exons. The coding region runs from base 1 to 3345 and encodes 1114 amino acids.